AUGCCCUCGUCCUGUGCUGGCAUAAAUUUUCUCGCUCUGCUGGCAGAUAUUUUAUCGUUCUGCGCUGGCAUCCGUCUCUUUCACAGCUCGAAUUCGGCGCUGUCUUUUCUUGUUCUUCUCCCACCUAGCCGUCGCUCUCGCUCCCAUCUAGCCGUAUCCUCUCCCUCACUACCCGCUGACACCUCUCCAACCCACCUCACAAUCACUCCGUCCCAUCCACCCCGCCAUCUCCUCUCCCUUACCUCCCCGCCGUCGCCUCCCUCCUCCUCGCCGUCGCCUCCCUCCUCCCCGCCGUCGCCUAUCCUCCUCCCCGCCGUCGCAUCUCCUCCUCCCCGCCGUCGCCUCUCCCUCCUCCCCGCCGUCGCCUCCCUCCUCCCCGCCGUCGCCUCUCCUCCUCCCCGCCGUCGCCUCUCCUCCUCCCCGCCGUCGCAUCUCCUCCUUCCCCGCCGUCGCCUCUCCUCCUCCCCGCCGUCGCCUCUCCCUCCUCCCCGCGGUCGCCUCUCCCUCCUCCCCGCCGUCGCCUCUCGCUCCUCCCCGCGGUCGCCUCUCCCCACUCCCCGCCGUCGCCUCUCCUUCCCUCUCCGCCGUCUCGUCCGGCGACAGGUGCGUUCCUAG
Messenger RNA from Closterium sp. Naga37s-1, 615 nucleotides. NCBI's taxonomy places the organism in Eukaryota, Viridiplantae, Streptophyta, Zygnematophyceae, Desmidiales, Closteriaceae. The record is from the annotation of a GenBank genome assembly.